Molecule: messenger RNA, 2742 nt
Organism: Gracilinanus agilis (Agile Gracile Mouse Opossum)
Lineage: Eukaryota; Metazoa; Chordata; Mammalia; Didelphimorphia; Didelphidae
Gene: NLGN4X
Product: neuroligin 4 X-linked
Exons: 6
Coding region: 1-2538 (845 amino acids)
Biological process (GO): chemical synaptic transmission; presynaptic membrane assembly; modulation of chemical synaptic transmission
Cellular component (GO): synapse; postsynaptic specialization membrane; cell surface
Molecular function (GO): signaling receptor activity; neurexin family protein binding
Source: RefSeq, a predicted model, not a curated record
AUGUCGAGGCCAAAGGGACUGUUAUGGCUUCCUUUGUUCUUCACUCCAGUUUGUGUCAUGUUGAACUCCAAUUUCCUUCUGUGGAUAACAGCACUUGCUAUAAGAUUUACACUUAUUGACAGCCAAGCACAAUAUCCUGUUGUAACCACAAAUUAUGGCAAAAUCCGUGGCCUAAGAACACCUUUGCCCAAUGAAAUUCUUGGUCCAGUGGAACAGUAUUUAGGUGUACCCUAUGCUUCUCCUCCCACUGGGGAGAGGCGAUUUCAACCCCCAGAACCUCCAUCCUCCUGGACAGGAGUUCGAAAUGCCACCCAAUUUGCUGCUGUCUGCCCUCAGCACCUGGAUGAGAGGUCAUUACUUCAUGAUAUGCUACCCAUCUGGUUUACCGCCAAUUUGGAUACUUUGAUGACCUAUGUUCAAGACCAAAAUGAAGACUGCCUGUACUUAAACAUCUAUGUUCCCACAGAGGAUGGAGCCAACACAAAGAAAAGCGCAGAUGAUAUAACCAGUAAUGAUCGUGGUGAAGAUGAAGACAUUCAUGAUCAGAACAGUAGGAAGCCGGUCAUGGUCUAUAUCCAUGGUGGGUCUUACAUGGAGGGAACUGGCAACAUGAUAGAUGGAAGCAUUCUAGCAAGCUAUGGAAAUGUCAUUGUCAUAACCCUGAACUACAGACUGGGAGUUUUAGGUUUUUUAAGUACGGGGGACCAGGCAGCAAAAGGCAAUUAUGGAUUACUUGACCAAAUCCAGGCUUUACGAUGGAUUGAAGAAAACAUUGGAUCUUUUGGAGGGGAUCCAAAAAGAGUUACUAUCUUUGGCUCAGGAGCAGGAGCAUCUUGUGUUAGCCUCUUGACCUUGUCACACUAUUCAGAAGGUAAUAUGAUUUCUACUCAGACUGCAGGUCUGUUCCAAAAGGCAAUCAUACAGAGUGGAACAGCCCUGUCCAGCUGGGCAGUGAACUACCAGCCUGCCAAGUACACUCGGAUAUUGGCAGAUAAAGUGGGCUGCAACAUGCUGGAUACCACUGACAUGGUUGAAUGCCUUCGGAAUAAGAACUACAAAGAACUCAUUCAACAGACCAUUACUCCAGCCACAUACCACAUUGCCUUCGGGCCCGUGAUAGAUGGUGAUGUAAUUCCAGAUGACCCUCAGAUUCUAAUGGAGCAGGGGGAGUUCCUAAACUAUGACAUAAUGCUUGGCGUGAACCAAGGGGAAGGCUUAAAGUUUGUUGAUGGUAUUGUUGACAAUGAGGACGGCGUUUCUCCAAAUGAUUUUGACUUCUCUGUCUCCAACUUUGUGGACAAUCUGUAUGGUUAUCCAGAAGGAAAAGAUACCCUACGGGAGACAAUAAAGUUCAUGUACACUGACUGGGCGGAUAAAGAAAACCCUGAAACCCGCAGGAAGACCCUCGUUGCCCUUUUUACCGAUCACCAAUGGGUGGCUCCCGCCGUUGCCACAGCUGACCUCCAUGCCCAGUAUGGCUCCCCAACCUAUUUCUAUGCAUUCUAUCACCAUUGUCAAAGUGAAAUGAAGCCAAGCUGGGCAGAUUCCGCCCAUGGUGAUGAAGUUCCCUAUGUUUUUGGCAUUCCCAUGAUUGGUCCUACUGAACUCUUCAGCUGUAACUUCUCCAAGAAUGAUGUCAUGCUUAGCGCAGUGGUUAUGACAUACUGGACAAACUUCGCCAAAACUGGUGAUCCAAAUCAGCCAGUUCCACAAGAUACCAAGUUUAUCCACACAAAGCCCAAUCGUUUUGAAGAAGUUGCCUGGUCCAAGUAUAAUCCCAAAGACCAACUUUAUCUCCACAUUGGUCUGAAACCUCGGGUAAGGGAUCACUAUCGAGCCACCAAAGUCGCUUUCUGGUUGGAACUUGUACCUCAUUUACACAACCUGAAUGAGAUCUUUCAGUAUGUUUCCACAACCACAAAAGUCCCUCCUCCAGAUAUGACGUCAUUUCCUUAUGGCACCAGACGUUCUCCUGCAAAAAUCUGGCCAACUACCAAACGCCCAGCCAUCACACCUGCCAAUAAUCCAAAACAUUCAAAGGACCCUCAUAAAACCAACCCAGAGGAUACGACCGUGCUGAUCGAAACGAAACGAGAUUAUUCCACAGAGUUAAGCGUCACCAUUGCAGUGGGAGCCUCCUUGUUAUUCCUCAAUAUUUUAGCUUUUGCCGCCCUGUACUACAAAAAGGACAAAAGACGUCACGAAACACAUAGGCGUCCCAGUCCUCAAAGAAAUACAACCAACGACAUCGCUCACAUACAAAAUGAAGAGAUCAUGUCCUUACAGAUGAAACAGUUGGAGCACGAUCAUGAAUGCGAGUCUUUACAGGCACACGACACCCUGAGACUCACCUGCCCUCCCGACUAUACCCUUACUCUGAGAAGAUCCCCAGAUGACAUUCCGCUAAUGACACCCAAUACGAUAACCAUGAUUCCCAACACAUUAACAGGAAUGCAGCCUUUGCAUACUUUCAACACCUUCAGUGGAGGACAAAACAGUACUAAUUUACCCCAUGGACAUUCAACUACCAGGGUAUAGCUCUCCCAUUACCUUCCCCUCCCUUAUUCUCCUUCCCUCAGCAACGUGGAAGAAAGAAAAAGAAAAAAGAAAAAAAAAAGGAAUGUUUUUCAUCAAGCAGACUUCAGAUAAAAGGAGAAAGGGCAGUCAUUAUUUUCUUACUGACCCUCUUCAAAGGAACUUUCCAAAAUUAAAAAGAUCAACUUCAAACCCUGUGAAAUGUGA